UCCCCGGCGGCUGCUCAGGCGCCCGCUGCAUUCCCGCUGUGAUUCCGCUUCAAUCCCGCUUGGCUCCCGCUUCCCGCCAGCCAUGGCCAACCUGCACUCUCGUCGCGGCUCCAGAGACCCCGAGGAGGAGGAGGAGGGCCGGAAGGAGACGGAGGACGGGUUAGAAGCGGAGGACAUCCAGCAGGAGGAGGAAGAAGAGGAGAAUGAGGAGGAGGAAGAGGAAGACGAGGAGGAGGAGGAGGAGGAGGAGGAAGAUGUGGAAGAGGCGGCGGCGGCGGAGGAGUCGAAGAUGUUAGAAGGCCCUAUGCGGUCGUACGAGGAGUACCUCUGCAAGGGCUUGGACUUGGGUGACGACUCGCAGGAAGUCCGCGCCCGCUUGGCCAGCGUCGUCAGCCCCAGCCUGAGCUCCACGCUGACUGCCAUCGAGACGCCGAGCGAAACAAGUAGCCAGAUGAGCCCGGGCCUCCGCUUGAGCUUCUCCUCCCAUAAAAGUAUUCCUAAGAUAUUUAGGAAAGACACGUCUGAAAUGACUUUAGAUAGAACUAUCUAUCAAAAUUUGCAUCUAAAAAUUCCAAGAGCAGUACAAACAGAAGAAAGUUGGCUUCAAGACAUGUAUAAUAAAAGGCCUGCAAAGAAGGAAACAACCACCACAAGAAGGAGGGAAACUGAACCUGACUAUCUAGCGUCUAAGUUGAGAGAAAAAUGGAUAAUUAAUCCAGAAGAGCCAAAUCUAGGUAUUUUAUAUGAGCUGGAGUUCAAGGAAGACUUCAUAAUGUUAUUUGAGCCUUCUCUAAGAACAUUGCUCAGUGUUGGACCACCAGCCAUUCUGGCAUACAAAAAAGAGCGUCCCGAUUUAGACCUUAACUUCAAGGAAAUGGAGGAGGCGGUGGCACCCGACUGUGAGUUUUGUGGAAGUGAUCUAAGAGCAUUUUUUUCUGAUAUGGACACUUACUCUGAAUCAGUAGGACCUGCUUGCUGUUGUAUGCCUUUCCAAAAUCUGAUAGACUACAUCUUUGAUGAAGUAAAAAAACAAAAAAGCUCAAAACCUGAACUGAUCAGUAUUAGACCUCACGCAGCCCAUGGCAGUGAAGCCGAAAGACUCAAGGCGAAGGAGAAAGCCCUGCGGAGAAAACAGGAGCGACAAAUGGCCAGACAUUUUACAAUAAUACCGAAUGAACAGCCUACUUUCCCCGAGGAAGAUCCAAAGCACUUUAAAACGAUAACUUAUCAACUUUCCAUGGAUAUACCAGAAAAACAGCCAUCUAAUGACAUACUAGCUGAUUUUCAACUAAAUAAUAGUCACAUGUCCAUUAUUUGUUGUGAUUCUAGGAGAGCAUGUGGAAAGAUUGUGAGGAACGAGCUGGUAGAGAAGCACUACAAGAACGGGAGCAAGUUUCUGACUUCGUUUCCAGAUGGGACAAUGCAAAUAUUCUAUCCAUCUGGAAACCUAGCCAUCAUUCGAGUGCCUAACAAGAAAACUGGGUUCACUUGUAUAAUCCAAGAAGACACGUCUACUAACCCCACCAUCCUGGCACUGCUGGAUUCCUCCGGCAGAAGUUCCUGUUAUCAUCACAAUGGAAAUGUGUGGGUAUACAUCAAUAUCGUGGGAGGUCAGUAUUCAGACCAAGCUGGCAACAGAAUAAGGGCUUGGAAUUGGUCAGCGUCCAUCACUUCCUCACCCUUUGUUUCGUUUAAACCCGUCUUUCUGGCUUUGAACCAUUAUAUUGGAGUUCGCAUCUUAGAACAAGACAAGAUUUCUAUCACUUUUCUAGCCAUGGGGCAACAGGCAAGAAUCAGUGUUGGAACCAAAGUGAAGCUACCAAACCCUGAGGAGAUUCCAAUCCUCCGAUAUCUGAGUGGAGAUGACCUAAUCCUGCUGGCCAGUUUAAUAAAGAUUCGAAGCCUGUUUCAUAAACUUGAAGGAUGUGUGAAUUUUCCCUCAAGCCAGGUUUGGGAAAAAUUAAAGCAACCUUCCUACCUUUCCUCACUUUCUCUAAAACUCAUUGCCCUCUGCCAAAGCUCUGGUAUAAAGCAAGAUAUAAUGAAAACAAUAAACAAUAUAAUAAAUACAAAAAUUUAACUAAG
This is a messenger RNA of Nycticebus coucang (slow loris), 2085 nucleotides long. RefSeq names its product glutamate rich 6 (gene ERICH6). Bases 83 to 2080 code for a protein of 665 amino acids. The record is from RefSeq and is a predicted model, not a curated record. The transcript is spliced from 14 exons. NCBI's taxonomy places the organism in Eukaryota, Metazoa, Chordata, Mammalia, Primates, Lorisidae.